Orcinus orca (killer whale) is the source of this 2485-nucleotide messenger RNA. RefSeq names its product solute carrier family 17 member 1 (gene SLC17A1). Bases 559 to 1956 code for a protein of 465 amino acids. The transcript has 13 exons. The record is from RefSeq and is a predicted model, not a curated record. Gene Ontology annotation, biological process: transmembrane transport; monoatomic anion transport. Lineage: Eukaryota; Metazoa; Chordata; Mammalia; Artiodactyla; Delphinidae. Gene Ontology annotation, molecular function: transmembrane transporter activity.
GAGGAAAAGAGAGGAGAGGCAGAAGGGAAAGGAGGGAAGAAGGAAGGAUGGAAAGGAGGGAGGGAAGAAGGGGGAAAAAGCCAAUAGGUCAUUUAUAAGGCAUUUAGAAAGCCAUAGCGUGCCUGUCAAAAUAGUUCUGUACACACAGAACCAUCCUCAAUAGAAAAAUCCUGGAAAUUCUUAUGGGGCAGGCAGGUUCUACUUCCUGGUAGGGACAGAGACUGGUGGUGUCUGUCUGUCAUGGUCAUGAAAUUAUUGGCAAAUUUCUAGGAGGUUUCCGGUCCAUUGGAUGACUUUAAGACUUGCACUCCUCCCCUGAAGAUUCAAGGCAAGAAUGUAAGUGAAGUUAAAAAUUAAGUUUUCAGCUUUGACCUAGGGAGAUCAAAAGAUAUGAAGAAUUUAAAUGGCUGAAAUUAGCAAAUCCUGUAAUUCAGUAUUUUUAAAAGUUGAGAGGAAAGUCUGCACAGGGGAAGAAGGAAUCGCUUUUCUGUCCUGAAUCAGUGGAUAGAGAACAAACCCUUCAGCAAGAAGAGAAGCAACCGGAACACCCUUAUGUAAAUGGAUAACCAGGUCCCUCCCAGGAAAGUUCCAAAUUUUUGUUCCAUUCGUUAUGGAAUUGCUCUCUUACUGCUCCUCUGUAAUGUUAUAGUAAUGUCACAGCGCGUGUGUAUGAGCCUCACAAUGAUAGCCAUGGUGAACAGCACAGAGCCACAUGGUUUGUCCAACACCUCCACAAAGGAGCCACAGGAUAACAUAAAGAACCCUGUGUAUAACUGGAGCACUGAAAUCCAGGGGAUCAUGUUAAGUUCCAUCUUCUACGGUAUUCUCAUCAGCCAAAUUCCUGCUGGAUACUUAUCUGGAAUAUACUCCUUAAAGAAAAUGGUUGGUUCUGCAUUGUUCCUCAGCUCUCUGUUUACUCUGCUCAUCCCACUGGCAGCUGAAUUUGGAGAAGCUUUGGUCAUCAUAUGCCGAGUAAUCCAGGGACUAUUCCAGGGGAUAGCAUUAACAACUCAGCAAGUAGUAUGGAUCAAGUGGGCUCCUCCCUUGGAACAAGUCCGACUUACCUCUCUGAGUUUAUCAGGACUUCUGCUAGGACCCUGCAUUGUCCUACUUAUAACAGGAUUCAUCUGUGACUCCCUGGGAUGGCCUAUGGUCUUUUAUAUUUUUGGUGCUUGUGGUUGUGCCUUAAGUCUUCUCUGGUUCGUUCUGUUUUAUGAGGACCCAAAGGACCACCCGUGUAUAAGCAAAAGUGAGAAGGAAUACAUCACGUCCACCCUCGCCCAGCAGGUCAGUUCAAGUGCACCAUCUCUGCCCAUCAAGGCUGUGCUUAAGUCUCCUCCACUCUGGGUCAUUUCCCUCUGUAAUUUUGCUUUUUUCUGGGCAAAUAGCUUCCUGAGUCUGUAUACACCAAUGUUUAUCAACUCCAAGUUUCAUAUUAAUGUAAAAGAGAAUGGGCUGCUGUCUUCCCUCCCCCAUUUGUUUGCCUGGAUUUUUGCUAUCCUAGCAGGUCAUAUGGCAGACGUCUUCCUGUCCAGGAAUAUUCUCAGCCUACUCACCAUCCGGAAACUCUUCACCUUGCUAGGACUUCUCCUGCCCGCCCUCUUCAGCCUGUGCCUGCUUUACCUGAGUUCCAGCUUCCAUGGCACUAUGAUUUUCCUGAUACUUGCUAAUGCAACAGGAAGCUUUUGUAUGGGUGGAAUAUUAAUAAAUGUCUUGGAUAUUGCUCCCAGAUAUUAUGGAUUUCUUAAAGGAUUUACAAAUGUAAUUGGACUAACAGGAGGACUAGUUGCUUCCACUGUGACUGGAGUGAUCCUUAGUCAGGAUCAAGACUCUCCCUGGCUUAAAAUCUUCUUCAUGAUGGUAGCCAAUAAUGUGAUAAGCCUAAUCUUCUACCUUAUAUUUGCUAAAGCAGAAAUUCAAGACUGGGCUAAAGAAACACAAAACACUUAUCUCUGAAGGUAUAAAAGACCUCCCAUUGGAUGAGACAUUGGCUUCCCUGAGACCAAGGUGUCUCCCAUGUAAUUUGGUGGUUCAUUACCUGAAGAUGAAGUGUGUCCUAUUGACUGUGAACGGUCCAUGGAUGGUCCCUGGGAGCUAUAUUUGGCAGUCUCAGUCAUCUGGUAUUUACCUAUAUCAGAGGUGAAUGUUUCUCCUGCUAUCCUGUAUCCUCUACCUUUAUUAAAGCCUUACAUGAGCACGCCCUCUGAAGUUUACGAGUCCUUUCAGUGAUCCAGCCCUGUGUAACUGCUGCAUUCCCCAACAGAAGGAAAUUGGUGUGAGUCUCCCACAGUUGAACUGUGAGUGUGGCCACUGACUUCUCCUGUUUUCAUCUGGAAAAACUAAGUUCACAGAGGUUGGCUAGCUUUGGGUCCCUUCCAGGAAUUAUUUGGAUGUACGACUGGUGCUGAAAUUUCCUGUGACCCAUUGCAUGUGUCACAUUUUACCCAUGUGUCAGAGCAGCUUUAGGGAUGAUCACAGGUCCCUA